Aspergillus nidulans FGSC A4 is the source of this 5054-nucleotide messenger RNA. RefSeq names its product protein SPA10. The record is from RefSeq and is a predicted model, not a curated record. The coding region runs from base 1 to 4788 and encodes 1595 amino acids. The transcript has 3 exons. Lineage: Eukaryota; Fungi; Ascomycota; Eurotiomycetes; Eurotiales; Aspergillaceae.
AUGGGCAUCACCACCCGCAGACCGCUUCUACCAGCCCCCACAGAAUCCAUCGUCGACAGCUUUGGAAGCAGCGUCACAGGCACAGAUCUGGGAACUGACAUCUCUCGCCGCACAGACAAGACAUCGUAUUCGAUUCCCGACGACGGGAGUCCCGUCACAAUUCCCACUCGUCGGAAGCACCGCUCCCGCGGUGAGGACUCCACCAAACUGUCGCGCUCGGCGCAUCACUCCCAGACCUCCCUGCUCAUCGAGUACUUCGAGGGCGGGAAGGGUUCUGGGGGUUCUGGCGGUGCGAUAGUCUCCCGUCCGAGUGUCCGCGUUCGAGUCACUCCCUCGUCCAGGAAGAAGUCUAAGGAGCCGAGCGUCCACAUCACCGACUCCUCUGGUAAUCGGAGGCCAUCGUAUUCGCGACGGAUUUCCCUUGGAUCUCCGUCAAAGUCAAAGUCGGGUCGUGAAAUAUUAGGCGAUGACCUGAGCUAUUCUUCUUCCGCAGACGAAAAUCAGAGUCCCGGCCCCGUGGAGAUCGAACUCCUAAAUCGCGACCAAGGCAGUGAGCUCUCUACACUGUCCCGCGACCGCAGGUAUUUGCCAACGUCGGAUAUCUCGUCUAUGCCUGCGGAUAGCAUGCUCGAAGCCCCAUCGUCUGGUGCACAACAGCAACGUACCGAAAGCCCAGAGCUGGAGGAACCGGAGUCGAAAGACUAUCUCAAAACGCCGAGUCGUCAAAGAAGCCGCAGUCUGAGUACGGAGAGAAUCGCUCAACGUGCUGCGGAGAAGGUCAGCAAUUACUCCCGGGACGCUUCCAGUAAACGCCGAGCGGGUAAAAACCGAGGAAUCGCCACCGACUACCAGGAAGUUGAGGCCAAGUCUCCCCGACAUCGAGGCUAUACCAAGGACGACGACAUGGCAAGUCCCGAGUCUAGCAUGCUCAGCGCUUCCGCUGUUUCUUCACAUCGUCGCUCAGGGGACCAAUAUUCCUUCCGCUCCAAUACAUCUAAAUCGUCUUUGAACAACCCAAAGCUCCUCGAAACGGUUGAAGAUGCAAUUCGAAGACUGAUCUUGCCGGAGUUGAAGGAACUCAAAAAAGACCAGAAGGUUAUGACUAACACGUCCAAGUUUGAGCGUGAUAUAAGUUCUUCUCACUCUCCAGCAAGUUCUGAAUCCCGCGAUGGCCUUGUAAGGCGACUCUCCAAGCACGCAAGUGCUCCAAACGUGCGAAAACCCAAGGUUGUCCUCAACAAAGACAGCCGGGAUGAGGGAAUUGUUCUUGCCGAUGGAUCCAUCUCGUCUCAAAAAGAGCGUAGGGCAAGCCGGGACAGUGAGAUGACUGCGGAAUCGGGCUACGUCAGAGGCUCACGACCCGAACUGUCCGAACAAGAUAUGGUACGCCGACAGAAGAGCAAAGGUCUACGUGACGCCGAGAGGGCUGGAAUUGUCGCUAGUCGUUUAACCGCCAACAACCUCAAACAUCAUGACUCGAAUUCAAGUCUGUGCAAGUCCGAAUCAAGGAGAGGGAGCGAGCCUAAAAACAUCAACGAAACUGAACUGGUGUUCCAAAAGCAUAAUGUCGCUCCGAUGCCGUUCCGCAGUGCUCUCGAGUCGGAGAUGACAAGAGCCUCCCUUCUUUCUGAGCAAACAGCAGAACCUGAGCCUCGAGACUCGCGACAUGAUUUGGGGCUUAAGCACAGUAACAUUUCAAGCCACAACUUGUCGGUUCACAGUGCCUCUGACAAUGGCCGUGAAUGGAGCCAUUCGCCGUCUGUCGAGGCUGCCGCUGGCGCUAUUGCCGCGGCAGCAGCGGCGAAUCUGCUAGACACCCAUUCUGACUCAAACGAGCUCGUUCAUGGGGGCAGCAGACGCGCUCUGAGCCCAAUCCAGAGUGUGGCCAGCAAUCAGAGUGAGUCGCACGUCCGACAAGGCUCGACUCAACAUGUCCCGCAGGAGUACUCGGGAGAUGAGAGAGAAAUGGAACCAAAACUCUCAAUCGAUUCACUUUCCUCAGCACCGAGUACGAACCUGGCAAGGUCUAAACGAGAAGGCAUCACUGCUGAAAGCCAAGAUGAGAUUUCACGCUAUCAGAAGGAGGCUGGUCCCGACCUUGGCUACGAAGGGUCAUCUGUGCUUUCUAACCAAACUCUGAGAGACAAGACUUGGCAAGAAGAGUCAGACGAUGGAGCCUACCGUCACUCACUGGCGGAGACUGCAAGCAUUGACCCGAAGCACAUGGCCAAUUACGCUGACGGUAGCGAGAGCGAUUUUAUUGAAAAGGCAAACCAAGGUCGCCCUGUUGCCGAAGGUGUCGGCGUGAAUCCUCGAUUUGUCCAUCCAGCUGCCGUUGAGUCGGCUGUUGCCUCAGUUCUUGACCCGUCAAUAUUGGACACAAAGUCGAACCAGUCUGCAGGAAGCCACUCGCAGUCGAACACCUUCGUGCAGGGCGAGACUGGCAGCACAAGGUCGUUAGGUCAGCUAAAUCAACAUUCGCCAACUUCUCGCCGAGGAAGCCCUCUGAAACAACAACACAAUGUUUCCUCGAGCCCAGACGCAACUUCCUUUCCUAGACGAAUGGGCGUCACGUCCCCGCCCCAAAGCGUCACGCAAUCCAUUGAUGACUUGACUGAGCCGGUGGAAUUACUGCCCGACGAGCAUGGCGAGAGUCCUCCUCCACAGGACCGUGAACUAAGCCCGGAAGAUGAAUCAGAAAUUAAUACAAACCCGUCAAUCAUUCAAGGUCCCGCGGCAGGAGUUGGCCCUGAUAGUACCUGGCAGUACAAUUCAUCAUCUGGAAAGGGCGGUCAUUCACCUCUUUUCGACAACGCUGCUACUGCUGCCGCCGCUGGUGCUGGUCUCGGCUUGGCUUCGUCUAGACAAGAAUAUGGCCACGACUAUUAUCCUGGUGACGAUUAUGCCGAUGCCUACCAGGACCAGCAAUACGCGAAUGGGCCCAUCUUUAGUACACCCCCUGGGGCCAAAGAUGAAGGCUACGUCUCCGCUGCUAACCCUAUCUCCCCAAGUCCUCAGCCAGGAAUCAAGGGAUUUAGUGGGAUUGACACCAACGGUUUAGGCCUGUUUGAUAGCCCUGGAGAUGACGCAUUCGAGCCAUCGCAUCAGCGACACUUCAGUGGCUACUCCCAUGGAGUGGGUUCACCCUUGUAUGACAGUGCAACAGGACGGGGUAUCGAGAGGAUCCAGUCAAAAGAUAUCGUUGCACUAAUGGACCAUCUCACGGUUCGCGAUGCUCAGCGCAAUGCUCGAGACACAGAGAUCCUGGUGACUCUAGUUCGAAGCGCUGCUGAAAUGCGCAACUCAUUCGAGGAAAUGAAGAAAUUCAUCGCCCAACAGGAUGGGAUGAUUCUGGAUUCGAAUGAGCGAACGUACAAGGCCAUUAAUGGUCCGCGCCCGCUACCGGCUAGUGGAAGCAGAACCCGUCAGGCAUCUGUGGAAGAUGGAGAAGAUUCCCCAGCGAAGCGUAAGAACUUGUUUAAGCGUGCACUGAAGGGAUUGAGUCUCAAGUCUGGCAAUGACCUGUCAAGGAUUGAGGAUAUGCUGGAACAGCUUCUGGACGACAUGGAAGCUCUGCGGUCCAGUCAGAAUGACAUGAUGCGAAGCCGAGGCCCUGCCAGUGUUGAUCCUGAUGGCUACGAACCCGAAGGCCAUGCCGGAACAUCUUCUCCUGGAGAUCACUCUGGCUUCCUUUCCAAUUCCUCCCGAGCUGCGCCUGAACCACGUGGCACGGGAUUGCUCAGAGAUGCCGAAAAUCGUAUUAGCACUGUUCCAGAAGCCGAUGAGGAUGUACUUGACGAACGCGGAGAGUUCUUGAGUCCGCAACUGCCAUUGCAAGAGAAUGGGGAACCCCGACGGGAGAGAGCUGGGUCUGCGCCUGUUUCAACACCUCCACGAGAAGCAGUAGCCUCGGGAGCUCUCAGCAACAGCAAUGAGACAACACCGAAAGCAAGUGACAAGGCGCGAAAACACAAGUCCAGCAGCUCGUCUUUCUUUCCCAAAAUCUCCCGUUGGUCAAGAACCACAGCUUCCUCUAUGGGAGACAAUAUCCGAAACAGCAUGCAGCCCGGAAAGAAAGAGCGGGUGUCUUUUGACGCGUCGCGUUCAGGAUCCGAUUUGGCUCAUGGUCCUUACAAGGCACCUGACUACUAUGACCCUCAAGGUGAUGACAGACUCCGGUCAAACUACACGCUCGAUGAAGGGUCGCCACAGCAGGAGAACCGGCCUCCCUCGCCCUUGGUUCCGUCUCAAAUUUCGGAGGCUCCCAAAUAUCGAGCGCAUAGGGACAGUCUCGACAUGCAACACCCCCAGCCGCGCCAGGGUCCUACUGGUCGGUAUCAGUCUCAGUUAGAAUCCCAGGCGCAGAUCUAUGGUGCAUCUGGGAAUCACUCGGAUCAAUGGGGUUCAAACCCUAGCUUCUCUGCUAUUAACGGGAACCGACGAUUAAGUGGCGCAAGCCGUUUAUCCCCUAUAUCCGAUGCAGGCUAUUCGGAGACUAGCAUGCGGUCUUCGCGCCAGGGACCACCGCGGCCACCAAAAAUCAAGGACGAUGGGCCACUUUUCCCAGAGAGACCCGCUAAAAUCAAAGAAGGCGAGGAACGAUCGUAUGCCGACCGUGUUGUGUCACGGAGCUCGGCCAUGCAAUCUCCUGGACGCAGCACGCCGCCCGCCCGCAAGCCGACUGGUCCUCGACCUCUCAAUUCCAAUAGCCAAUACAACAGCCCCAACAGAAGAAGGCGAAAUUACCGCGACAGCCCUGAACACGUUGACGAGGAGCAUGACUACUAAUAAGUGCGCGAGUUUGACACUUAGUGCGCACCACCCGUUUACGACACGACCUCAUGAGCAGUAACUUUUGGUUCCCCUUUUUUUACGCCAUUUUCUUUCAGUGCCUGGUGUCAUGCAUGUUGCAAAACUUCAUCCAUAAUAUACUACAUUUACUGAUGACGGCGCUUUACAUGAAUGUAUUUUGUUCUCUCAUGUAUCUACCUAGCGAUUCCCUUCUUUGCUGCAUAUUUGUUACCGUCAUGUGUGUAAUGAAAAGCCUGCACAAA